UUGAACCCUAUAGACUUGAAGCCUAUUUAGUACGCCUGUAUAGGGAGAGUGUCAGAAUUUGAGAUUCAGCCGGGUCCGGUGAUAUGACUCGACCAUGUUACUCCUUCGUUUUGUAGUUACUGUGUUAUGUUUAUUUUUUUGUAGAGCUUCACAGAAAGAUGAUGUCGGUUGUGGUUUUGUUUCCUCUUGGCUUGAAUCGGUGGUGCUGUCGAUGAAGCUUACUAAACAUGGCUUCCACAGGGACCUUGUUUAUGAGGUUCGACAUGAGCCUACAUCACAUCCUGUCAAGGUUCUGCUUCUUCACACAUUGCCCAGUGGAGUUUACAUGGAUCAGUAUCAGCUUGCGGAUCUGAGCGAGGAAAUGGGAUUACAGGUACUUCUUGAUUCAGCUUUAGAUCUCGAAAGCCCGGCCCAUGUUUCUUCCGCUUUCUCUGCACUGGUGUUUCUCGGUCCUCCUGAGCCUCUUCACACUGCAGUUCCUGUCCAUGCCCGGUACCACAAGGCUUCUAGUUCAGGAGGAUGGGAACAAAUCAUCAUCAAUCCACCAAGACUGCUGCUUCGUUCAGAACACUGUGACACUGUAGACCCUGGAUUAUCUCACAGGGUGGUUGAAGCUCCUUGCACAAUUCAGAACCAGAGUUUGUGCUCAUGGCUGGAGAUCCAUGGAUUACAGGUGCCAAGUGUGAGUCUCGAUCUUCCAGUGGGUGAUUCCUCUCUGCUCAUCCCAGUGUGUGCUGUAACAACACUGGUGUCUCUGCUGUGUAGUGCUUUUCUCUUCAGGGCUGUCUGGAAACAUGGCAUCUUCUGAAACUGUAAUGAAGUGAAAAAGUGUCGUAUUGUCAUGGGCAACUGUAAAGUUACAAGCCUGUGUUAAGCAUAAAAGACCACAGUCUGUGUGAAAGACUUUUUACCCUCCUGGAAUGAGCAGAAUUUUAUUUAUGUACAGUAAGUUGUUCUGUUCGGUCUGACUUGUACAUGGUGUAAUUUUAAUAAAAAAAAUGUUCCAUUACCAAA
This is a messenger RNA of Hemibagrus wyckioides, 1014 nucleotides long. It is a transcript of the gene pigx, whose product is annotated as phosphatidylinositol glycan anchor biosynthesis, class X. The record is from RefSeq and is a predicted model, not a curated record. The transcript has 6 exons. Bases 95 to 808 code for a protein of 237 amino acids. Gene Ontology annotation, cellular component: endoplasmic reticulum membrane. Lineage: Eukaryota; Metazoa; Chordata; Actinopteri; Siluriformes; Bagridae. Gene Ontology annotation, biological process: GPI anchor biosynthetic process.